ACCCAGCCCUUCUCAUUCCUCAGGACUGAGUCCCCACUGGCCAGCACGCCUGGGAUGGGUAAUGGUGUGCAGGAAGGCUCUGUGCGCCUGCGUGAAGACACUGAAACGGUUCUGUCCGGGGCUGUCUCCUCAAAGAGAGACCACAGACAAGUACUCAGCUCCCUGCUGUCCGGAGCCCUGGCUGGUGCUCUUGCCAAGACAGCAGUAGCCCCCCUGGACCGAACCAAGAUCAUCUUCCAAGUGUCUUCAAAAAGAUUUUCUGCCAAGGAGGCCUUCCGGCUCCUCUACUUCACCUACCUCAAUGAGGGCUUCCUCAGCCUAUGGCGUGGGAACUCGGCCACCAUGGUGCGAGUGAUUCCAUAUGCCGCUAUCCAGUUCAGCGCUCAUGAGGAGUACAAGCGCAUCCUGGGCCGAUACUAUGGCUUCCGUGGAGAAGCCCUGCCCCCAUGGCCCCGCCUCCUGGCCGGUGCCCUGGCAGGAACCACGGCUGCCUCCCUCACUUACCCUCUCGACCUGGUCAGAGCGAGGAUGGCUGUGACGCCCAAAGAAAUGUACAGCAACAUCUUUCACGUCUUCAUCCGCAUCUCGAGAGAGGAAGGGCUGAAGACCCUCUACUUCGGGUUCGCACCCACUGUGCUGGGCGUCAUUCCCUAUGCGGGACUCAGCUUCUUUACUUACGAGUCACUGAAGAGCCUGCAUCGAGAGUACAGUGGCCGCCCACAGCCCUACCCCUUUGAGCGCAUGGUCUUCGGGGCCUGUGCCGGCCUUAUCGGGCAGUCAGCCUCCUACCCUCUGGACGUGGUGCGGCGGCGCAUGCAGACGGCAGGUGUCACAGGCCACCAGCAUGGCUCCAUUCUGAGCACUCUGCGCUCCAUCGUGCGUGAGGAGGGCGCGGUGCGAGGCCUCUACAAGGGCCUGAGCAUGAACUGGCUGAAGGGCCCGAUUGCCGUGGGCAUCAGCUUCACCACUUUCGACCUCAUGCAGAUCCUGCUACGCCGGCUGCAGAGCUAGGCCCACGCAACAAUGGAUGGUGAGCUUGUGGGUGGAGGGCAUGCAGCUGUGUGCUGGCAGCCCUGAUGGUACCUUGAGGAUGGGCAGAAGGGUGGGACCUGGCUUGGGGCUGCAGGGCCCACAGUGAAGUGCUGGCCCACAGGGUGUGACAUUGUAAUGAUGGGUCUUGGUUGUGUCCCUCCCUUCAGCUCCUUGAGUGACUGGUGAGUCUCUCAGGGGCAUUACCCAAAGGCUCCUAAGGGGUCAACUGCACUUCCUGGCCCCGCCUCUUCUGACCUGCUACUGAUUCUAGUGCCCACUGGCACACUGGGCUCAGAGCCUAUCCCUUCUUGCUAAGACCAUGCCUGCCCUGAAGAUUUGACAGCCCUUCCCUCAAAGCCACAGCCAGGAGGGUUGCAGCUUGCUCAGUGGUGGCUGUACCUGUGUCCCUCAGUACUCUACCAUGCCUGCUCAUCCUCUCCCAGGUGACAGAUGGCUGCUCUUGCCCACAAAGCUUUCUCCCCAGAGCACUAUACCCAUCUCAUCCCCGAGGGGCUGCAUCUGACCUUUGUCAACUACCUGGCUUGUAACCUUCCCAGGAGGUACCACAGCAGGAGGGGCAGGUACAGACCCCACUGGAAAUGCCCAUGUGGGUCUCCCUCACCUGGGAUGUCUUCCAAAGCAUGUCACCCAGGCCACAAUGUCGGCCCAAAGGCUCUUGUUUGCACAGCACCCUUGGAGAUAGGGCAUAAAUUACUGAAACUGCCCAACCUUCUGUGGGUCCCUAGUCCCCACUGAGGCUGUCAUUCAGCCAGGCCAAAUGAAGGCCCAAAAUUGGCCUGUGUGAAUGUGUGCAACGGUGUCUUAGGCACCUGGAUCCACCAGCCAGCUUAUCUCAAAAACUCCCUUGGGGUCCCCAAGGUGUCACAGAGACUUCAUGCUUUUCUGAGGUGUUGGGGUUCUUGAUUUGGGGUCUUUGAGACAGCCCCCCCCCAAGCCCUGGCUAGCAUGUCCCUCUCAGUGUCACCUGGGCUAGCCUCCAACUUGCAGCAAUUCUGGUUUCUAGUUCUCACCUGCUUCCGGCCCAGGUCAGCACACACAAAACCUCUGCCAUGUGCAGCCCAGUCCUGGCUCAGAGCUGAGCUAGCUGUUGCUUCCCACAGCUGGAUGGCAGUUAUCUCAUGUGGAGCCUGAGCAGGGUGGCUUGACCCCCCAGGCCUUUUCAGUUGCAGACUACAGUCCUUCUCGUAGACAGGGUUUCCUCUGUAGCUUUUGGAGGCUUUCCUGGAACUCACUUUGUAGACCAGGCCUGCUUCUGCCUCCUGAGUGCUGGGAUUAAAGGCGUGCGCCACCAUUGCCCAGCUCAUUAUUGUAUUUCUUACCUUGUGCCAGUGAUGCUCAGCCAUCUUCCUGUCUCCUUCGCAGAUGGUGACAGGCCAUCCCCAACAUGUCCCCAGGCACCCCAGCAGCCUGUGGUGGCUGUGAGGGGCCAUCCCAUUCUUUUGUGAGUGUACUGCCCACUCUGUUCCUUGCCUGGCCGGCAUACUGGAGUGGAGAAGCUGGGCACCCCACACCAGGAAGUCAGAGGACAGGUGACAUCAUGUAGAUGGUUAGUCAGAGCCCUUCAUUGGGCAGCCAGCUGGAUGGGAGAGGUGAGGGUGUCAGAGUCCCUGAUCUGCUUCCCCAUAUGCCUCCCAGUAGUUCUGGCCUGGGGGCUCUUGACCUCUGUGGCUGCCCUUUCCCAUGGUCACUGUCUGGUCUGGAGUUCUAUUUUGAUGCCAUGAAAACACUUCGUUUAUAUAUAAUGUUUAUAUAUUUUAAAGAUUCGUGCCAAGAGAGUAUAUUUAAUAAAAAUUUAAAUAAC
This is a messenger RNA of Cricetulus griseus (Chinese hamster), 2854 nucleotides long. NCBI's taxonomy places the organism in Eukaryota, Metazoa, Chordata, Mammalia, Rodentia, Cricetidae. The record is from RefSeq and is a predicted model, not a curated record.